GCGAGCCCUUCCACCGCUCGGGGUGAGGCGGGGCGCAGCCUGGGCUCUGACGUCGGGGGCGGGGCCGGCGGCCUCGGCGCGCGGGGGCAGGGCUGCGCACCUUCCCGGCCCCGCUGGCGAUUCAUUCAAAAGGCGCGCAGGCUGCGCGGCCGCCCGGGCGCUUGCCGAACCCGGCGGGGACGCGGAGUCGAACGGGGAACCGAGCGGGAGCUGCCGAGGCGCGGCCAGGCCAGUGACUGCCGGGAGCCUGAGGAUGAAACCACACCUGCUGUGCAGAUCCCUGUCCUGCUUCCUUAUGCUGCUACCCUGGCCUCUGGCCACCCUGACAUCAACAACCCUUUGGCAGUGCCCACCUGGGGAGGAGCCUGACCUGGACCCGGGGCAGGACACAUUAUGUAGGCCCUGUCCCUCAGGCACCUUCUCAGCUGCAUGGGGCUCCAGCCCAUGCCAGCCCCAUACCCGCUGCAGCCUUCGGAGGAGGCUGGAGGCUCAGGUGGGCACAGCCACUCGAGAUACACUCUGUGGAGACUGCCGGCCUGGAUGGUUUGGGCCUUGGGGGAUCCCCCGUGUUCCAUGUCAACCGUGUUCCUGGGCACCUCUGGGCACUCGUGGUUGUGAUGAGUGGGGGCGGCGGGCCCGACGUGGCGUGGAGGUGGCAGCAGGGGCCAGCGGCGGUGGUGAGAUGCGGCAGCCUGGGAAUGGCACCCGGGCGGGUGGCCCGGAGGAGACAGCCGCCCAGUACGCAGUCAUCGCCAUUGUGCCUGUCUUCUGCCUCAUGGGGCUGCUGGGCAUCCUGGUGUGCAAUCUCCUCAAGCGGAAGGGCUACCACUGCACGGCGCACAAGGAGGUCGGGCCCGGCCCUGGAGGUGGAGGCAGUGGAAUCAAUCCUGCCUACCGGGCUGAGGACGCCAAUGAGGACACCAUUGGAGUCCUGGUGCGCCUGAUCACAGAGAAGAAAGAGAAUGCCGCGGCCCUGGAGGAGCUGCUGAAAGACUACCACAGCAAACAGCUGGUGCAGACGAGCCACAGGCCUGUGUCCAAGCUGCCGCCAGCGCCUUUGAAUGUGCCGCAUAUCUGCCCGCACCGCCACCACCUCCACACCGUGCAGGGCCUGGCCUCCCUCUCUGGUCCCUGCUGCUCCCGUUGUAGCCAGAAGAAGUGGCCCGAGGUGCUGCUGUCCCCUGAGGCUGCAGCUGCCACUGCUCCUGCUCCCAGCCUUCUGCCUAACCCGACCAGGGUGCCCAAGGCUGGAGCCAAGGCAGGACGCCAGGGCGAGAUCACCAUCUUGUCUGUGGGCAGGUUCCGUGUGGCUCGAAUUCCUGAGCAGCGGACAAGUUCAAUGGUGUCUGAGGUGAAGACCAUCACGGAGGCUGGACCUUCGGGGGGUGAUCUUCCUGACUCCCCGCAGCCUGGCCUCCCUGCUGAGCAGCAGGCACUGCUAGGAAGUGGCGGAAGCCAUACUAAGUGGCUGAAGCCCCCAGCAGAGAACAAGGCUGAGGAGAACCGCUAUGUGGUCCGGCUAAGUGAGAGCAACCUGGUCAUCUGAUGGGCGGUCUAGUCUGAGGACACUGCAGCCCUGCCCUGGGAGGUUCCAAAGGCUUCCUAGAGGAGGUGGAGCUGCAGCUAGGACUGUGAGGACCAAGAAGCAAUGGCCCAGCAGACAAGACAGCAAAGACCAAGGCCUGGAGGUGGGAGUGUCUGGCCCAGCGAGGAGGCAGGUGGCUGGCGGGCACUAUGUGCAGCAGCGGACUGAGCCCCGCCCCCAACCCUGCUGCCAGGUUGUUCCCCUGCAGGAUGCCCUGGCCCCUGUGCCUUCCCUGGCUAGAUCCUAGGAGCUCAUGGGAUUCUCUGUAUCACCAGAGGGCUGGGCUUGGCAGAGGGGAGGGGCCAUGCCCGUCACCCCUGGCCACAUGCCUUGGGAAUUAGCCAUGCCCUUGCCUCCGUCCAGGGCCCUAGAGCAGAUGUGCCUCCCCCUCCUCUUCCGGCAGGUACUGUAAAGGGAAGGGGCAACAAAAAGUCCUGGGAUGGGGGAUGAGUCCCUGGGUUCUAAUCUUGGGCCAUCUGGGGCCAUUGUCAGGUCCAUUUUUCUGACUGUGAAGUGGGGAGAGAUGUGUCAGUAUCCAGGGCCUCUCCAGCUCUUUGUAGGUUCUAGGCUGGGUUGUGGGGACUGGGGAGCUGGGCUCUACCACCCUUCCUGUGAGUAGCUUUAUUCAGCCCCAUUUUUGCUGCUUCCAGGGCCUCCGCCUUCAAGGCCCCACGGGGCUGUCCAUCCACGGCUCUCCCUAAGGAAGGGGCUUAGUGCAUGUGCCUGUUCCCCUCUGACCCAGCUGUUUUUAAUGAAACCAAAAAAACAGACUUGAUCCCGGCAGGACUGUGGUGCAGAGCUCCCGCCUGCCUACCAGCCCCGAGGUCUCAGGAGCUUUAGGGAGAAGAGUGUUGGCGGGGCUGGAGCGCACCUCAGGCCUCCGUGGUUUCUGCGUCCCUGUGGUGCCAGUGCCUCUGGGCAGUGCAGGUGGCUGCUGGGCCCAGCCCCGACCUCCACUGUGGCUCAGCAACCUAGUUAUUUUAUUUAUGUGGGGCCGUGCAGGCGUGGGCCCACUGCUUGUCCAUCCUGUUUCUCUUAUUUAUUGAAACUCGCUGUUGCCCUAUCCUUGUGUCUCCAUCCCCUUCCAUUUGUUGAAUAAUAAAAGGUGAGAAAGUGCUGUCAUGAGGAGCUCCUUUUCUCAGCCCUUCCCAGCUUAUCCACCUGUUCCACGUGUGCCUGUCGAGCCCUCUCCUGUGUUGGGCACCGUGACCAGCUGCCUUCCCCUCGCAGCUCCCGUGCUUCGGCAGCGGGGAAAGCAGACCCAGAGAGACCCCUCACCUCAUCUGGUUCUCACCAAAGCUCCUAGCUAUAGGCAGGGCUGUCCCACAGAAAUAGCAUGAGCCACAUAUGUGACUUUAAAUUUUCUGACAACCAUAUUUUAAAAAGUAAAAAAGCAGGUGAGUUUAAUUUUAUAAUAUAUUUAACCCAGUCUAUCCAAAAUAUUUUCAUUUCAAUAUAAAAUCAGUAUAAAAAUUGUGAA
This is a messenger RNA of Saimiri boliviensis boliviensis (Bolivian squirrel monkey), 3065 nucleotides long. RefSeq names its product RELT TNF receptor (gene RELT). Gene Ontology annotation, biological process: amelogenesis; apoptotic process. Gene Ontology annotation, molecular function: protein binding. Lineage: Eukaryota; Metazoa; Chordata; Mammalia; Primates; Cebidae. The record is from RefSeq and is a predicted model, not a curated record.